Actinia tenebrosa (Australian red waratah sea anemone) is the source of this 2338-nucleotide messenger RNA. RefSeq lists its product as uncharacterized. Lineage: Eukaryota; Metazoa; Cnidaria; Anthozoa; Actiniaria; Actiniidae. The record is from RefSeq and is a predicted model, not a curated record.
AGGUCAUGGGAACCGAGAAAAUAACAGUUUUCUUGGCCACGGCUCUCGUGCAUUAAAUAUAAUAAUGACGUCACAAAGGCCUACUCGACCUGGGUAGACCCUGGUAGAAGGAUUAAGGCUUGUUAUGUUACAACAACAACAGAGAGCAAAAUGGAAGCGUAUAAAGUAACUUCUCUCUUCUUCGUAGCUGUAAGUCUAAUUUCCUCGUGUCAAGCUUCGGCCUGUUCAUCAGAUAAAGACUGCUUUCACUUCGAAUACUGUUGUAAAGGGAAUUGUACUUGGUCAAAACUAAAGUGUGAACACAUUUGUCAGUCGGACCAUGAGUGUGGAAGCGAAAGUAGAUGCCUGCUCGGGAUAUGUGUGAACUGUACUARUGACUUGUCUUGCACGAGAAAGAGCUGCCUCAACAACAGCCAUUGUCCAGAAGGACAUUCAUGUGAAAAAAAAUCCUGUGAAGUAAAAAAGAAAAGYAAUCUUACAUCCGAAAUGGCUCCAUUUUUGAUCUUUAUCGCUGCUCUUUCCGUGUCUUUGUUGAUUGUGUGUUAUAACGAUUACUUCCUCGAGAGAUUCGGCCAACGAAGAUGGAGAGAGCGUCUCGAGAGUUUAUCAUGUAAUUGCAGUUUAACGCUAUGGUUUUGGAUGUGGAGAUUGAGAAGAUCGCAUCGACAAGCCAACGGCGAUUCUUCAUGCCCAGGAAUCGAGGUUCAGUUUGAUUCUUGGUCCAACAACGACUCGUCAAACUCGUUUAACGAGAAACCUUCAAGUAGGCAGACCAUUUGGAGUUGGCGGUCAUUUAAGAGGAUUUUAUUCUUUUGGAGAACGAAUUGUGAGGAUAUUGAGCGUUUUUCUUCGCCUUUAGAGAGUAAUAAUAGAGAACAUUUGACAAGGAAUGUUUGGUCAUCGAAUCCAGUAAUUUUACUCAAUGGAUUUAUGAAUAGUAAUGAGCCUGUAACAAGCUCGUCAUCUUCAAAUCAUCAUUCCACAAGUUUAACAGAACAAGAUCAGUCUCAUCGUUCAGAAUCAGGACAAAAUACGACUCAAAAUGAUUUAAAUAGUAGUUGUACUCUUCUAGAUUCAAAUGGCUUGGGAACAGAAACAGUCAUUACUCGGUCCAGUGACCAGGAAUCCGACGCAAACAACUUCGUAAAUACUUGUUCUCGGGAGGUCACCACAGUCUGCUCGUUUAUUCUGUUUUGGCCCAUGGAUAAUCUAUUCUUGACAUGUUGUACGAGCUGCUUUCUUCUAGUUAUACUUCUCUGUUCUACCACUAAGGCUUGUAUACAAGACUCUGAUUGCGGUGAUGGACAACAACAUUGUUGUAAGUCUCAUUGCACGAGCUCAAGAAUCAACUGUAACAAGAUUUGUUUUAGCGACGAAGACUGUUCCAGGGACUACCUAUGUACACAAAACAUGUGUAUGGCGUGUUCCAAGCGUUAUGACUGCGAGCUGAAGAGCUGUUUUAACGAUUCUGAUUGCCCUUCCUCGCAUCGUUGUAGUAACCACAUGUGCAAGAAGAUAAAACCGCCAAAACAGAACUUUUCUUUACUACCGUUUAUAAUAAUCAUCUCAGUGCUGGGUUUUGCUCUUUUAGUGCUCUGUUACACAGAAGGAUGCUGGAAGGAAAUUUUAGCUUAUUUAAAACGGUAUUUUGGUCGAUAUGGAAGGAUUGCGAGAGAUGAAUGCGAAGCUGAUCAAAGAGACUUUUGUGAGAGCGAAAGAGGAAGUCACCGCCACUCAAACAAAUCAUGCGUUGAUUCACAACGGAUCGCAGCUACUAUGUCAAGCCACACACCAUCUGAACUUAAUCACACACAMRMAACUAGAACGGACCGUAAUUCUCCAAAUACGUUACGAAAUACACAGGUUAUAUCGCAUAAUAAUGAAACAUUAACCAUGACUKUACCAGAGUCUAURCCAUCCCAGUCACGACCGACAUUACUGACGUCAUGUACGAGUUCAACUCGGUGUCAACAAGAUGAGCAAGUUCCAAAUUCUGUAGAUUCUGGUUGUGUGCCAUCAUUGUCUAGCACACUGGAAGUAACAAGAAAUACUUCUCCAUUACCACCGAAUUACUGUUCUUUGUUUAGUGAAGAAGGCGAAGAGCCUCCUCCGAAGUACGAAGAUGUUGUCAACAACAUGAACGCUUGUAGUCCAAUUUGCAUUGAAAUGCAGUCGAUGCGGUCUGAAACUGUUACGAUAAAUCAAAACACGGAAACUACUGUAUAAAACUGAAAAUAAAAUAGAAGACAUUUUUAUUUAUUUUAUUUGUAAAUGAAGUUAAGAAAUGAGCAAAUGACUUUGACAGACACAUUUUCCCCUUUGCACCCUUAGGGUUAAA